AUGGAAAUUUGUCAACUUAGGCACUAUGUUUUCUUCUGCGUCUUGGUCAAUCAAGCCAAUGCAGCUCAGGUUUGCAGAGAAGACCAACAUGCAGUAGAACUACCAGAUGGUAAUAUCGCUUGUACAGAUUGCAUCAAAUGCCCCCCAGGAUCUGAGGUUACAAUCCCUUGCGGAACUAGGAGGACCAUCGGCACCCAAGUUGAGUGUGAGGAGUGUGCCUCGGACUACUACUCUGAUUCCUACUCGUCUGAGAGUUGUAAACCCUGUUCAACCUGUAGUCCAGAUGAAGUAACUAUAAAGCGAUGCACUAAAAUCUCAAACACUCAAUGUAGUUGCAAGCCAUGCCCAGAUGGGUAUUACCAGAACCAAACUUUGUCCAAAUGUCUCCCUUGCUCAGGAUGUUGUUUGGGUGAUUUGGACGUAGUUGUCCCACAAUGUCUCAUGCAAGGGAUGCCUCGAACACAAUCGUGCAGCUACCACAAGAGAAAACCCUGUUUAGCAAAGUGUUGGUAUGAUGAGAUCACAAUUGUAAAGCAUGAUGGCAAACAGAUCUGUUUACCCUGUCCUGUUUGUUCAGACGAAUUUGGCCUCACCAAACCAUGUGGAAGUGUUGUAACUGAUGGUGCGAUACCUAAGUGUGAACUUCCGAUCUUAGGAGAAACCUUCGUCGAUCAGCAGGGUGUUCUACAGUCUUGCAAAAUUUGUUCGAUUGGUCAGAAGGUUUUAGCCAACUGUUCCACCAAAUCAAAUACCAUUUGUGGUGAGUGCAUGCCAGGGUUUUAUCUGAACGACCACUCAAAAGCUUGUGAACAGUGCUUCUGGUGUUGUGGUUUUAGCGACAGUCAAAGUAUCGUGAACUGUAUAAAGGAAGGAAUGGCGUCUUCAGAGAACUCUCAGGGGCUCGCUAUUAAGCCUCGUAUUCCAUCUUUGGGCUUAAAUGAACAGUUUGGGCAGCUGCAAACUGUAGAACAAGAAAACUAUAAAGUGAACUCAAUCGAACUUGACAAGGUGACAACAUUGAUUGUAUUGAGCAUAUGUUUCUUUCUGAUUUGGGUUGCCAUUUCAGUACCAUUAUCGGAGGGCAACUAUCAGUAUCCAUUUCCAAAUGAAGAAAACAAUUGUGAGCUAAUGGAAAAGAAGGACUGUGCUGAAAUUAGAAAAACUUCUUCACUUGCAGGUAAGUUAAGCAUUCAUUUAUUAUCUCUAAUUGGUAUUCAUUGCUUUAUGUUUUCAGUGCCUAUAGGCUUAAAACUCUUGUGUAUAGAGUACUACACCUAGCGUUUUAAACAAAAACAGAGUACCUCACUUCUUUUCACUUUUUGUUUGUUUAUUUGUUUUUGUUUUCUAUUUUUUAUUUGUUUUGUAGAAAGGACUAGAAAAUGGAGUCUUCCCAUACUGUUUUUCUGAAAAAGCUACCUUGUGUUUACGAUAUACAAAUUUUAUGCGUAUUUUUGCAUAUGCAUAUUUU
This is a messenger RNA of Pocillopora damicornis (cauliflower coral), 1468 nucleotides long. RefSeq lists its product as uncharacterized. Gene Ontology annotation, biological process: Rho protein signal transduction. Gene Ontology annotation, cellular component: cell surface; plasma membrane. Gene Ontology annotation, molecular function: nerve growth factor binding; death receptor activity; coreceptor activity. NCBI's taxonomy places the organism in Eukaryota, Metazoa, Cnidaria, Anthozoa, Scleractinia, Pocilloporidae. The record is from RefSeq and is a predicted model, not a curated record.